AGAGAGCAGGAGGGAGGAGAGCAGAGGUGAGCCUGAGGCAGUGGCAGCAGCAGCAGCAGCAGCAGAGAACUGCAAGUGGACCUGUGCUGUGGGGACCUGUAACUGUCCUGGUGGGUAGAAGUGAUGCCUUGUAUUUUGAUUGGCACUUCCUCGAUGUUUGUCAAAGCCACGUUAUAAUCAACACUGGGUCCGAAGAAUUAUUGUGCACCAAAGCCAAGUAGCUCUUAAAAAACCUCAUUCGUGUUUCAACUGCAAACAUCAGCAAAAAUUCGCCUAGGUUGGCAGGUUGCAAUGACCCAACCACAAACGGCUCCCAUUUGUCUUGUGGAAAACCACAAUGAACAGCUGACAGUGAACCCGAAAGCCAUAGAGAUUCUGGACAGGAUUUCUCAGCCAGUGGUGGUCGUGGCUAUUGUUGGAUUGUACCGUACAGGGAAGUCCUAUUUGAUGAACUGUUUGGCAGGACAGAAUCAAGGCUUCCCUCUGGGCUCCACUGUGCAGUCUCAGACCAAGGGCAUCUGGAUGUGGUGUGUGCCACAACCCACCAAGCCAGAGCACACCCUGGUCCUCCUGGACACCGAAGGCCUGGGGGAUGUGGAAAAGGGUGAUCCUAAGAAUGACUCCUGGAUCUUCGCCCUUGGUGUGCUACUGAGUAGCACCUUUGUCUACAACAGCAUGCACACCAUCAACCACCAGGCCCUGGAGCAGCUGAGUUAUGUCACAGAACUCACUGAGCUGAUCAGAGCAAAGUCUUCCCCAAAUCCUGAUGGAAUAAAGAAUUCCACAGAGUUUGUGAGUUUCUUUCCAGACUUUGUCUGGGCUGUUCGGGAUUUUACACUGGAGCUGAAGUUAAAUGGGGAAGAAAUCACAAGUGAUGGGUACCUGGAGAAUGCCCUGAAGCUGAUCCCAGGCGACCGUCCCAGAAUCCAAGCUUCCAAUUUGUCCAGGGAAUGCAUCAGAUGUUUCUUUCCUAAGCGGAAAUGUUUUGUCUUUGACUGGCCAACGAAUGACAAAGAACUCUUACAAAAACUUGACACUAUCUCAGAAGACCAACUGGAUCCUAAGUUUAGGGAAGGAACAAAGGCUUUUGUUUCUUACAUCUUCACUUAUGCCAAGAUCAAGACCCUCAGAGAAGGAAUUAAAGUCACUGGGAAUCGUCUGGGGACUCUGGUGACAACCUAUGUGGAUGCCAUCAACAGUGGAGCGGUGCCUUGUCUGGAUGAUGCAGUGACAACUCUGGCCCAGCGUGAGAACUCAGCAGCUGUGCAGAAGGCAGCCGACCACUACAGUGAGCAGAUGGCCCAGCGACUGAGGCUUCCCACAGACACGCUCCAGGAGCUGCUGGAUGUGCACACAGCCUGUGAGAAGGAAGCCAUUGCUGUCUUCAUGGAGCACUCCUUCAAGGACGAAAAUCAGCAGUUCCUGAAGGAGCUGGUGGAAUUAUUAGGUGAGAAGAAAGUGCUUUUCCUUUUGAAGAAUGAAGAGGUAUCUGAUAGAUACUGCAAGGAAGAACUGGAUAAUCUUUCAAAGGAUUUUAUGGAAAAUAUCUCAACAUAUUCUGUUCCUGGAGGACACAGGCUCUACAUGGACAUGAGGGAGAAGAUUGAGCAUGACUACUGGCAGAUUCCCCGGAAAGGGGUGAAGGCAAGCGAAGUCUUCCAGAGCUUUCUGCAGUCACAGGCCAUCAUUGAGAGUUCCAUCCUGCAGGCAGAUACAGCCCUCACUGCUGGAGAGAAGGCCAUUGCAGAGGAGCGAGCCCAGAAGGAGGCAGCUGAGAAGGAGCAGGAGCUGCUAAGACAGAAGCAGAAGGAGCAGCAGGAGUUGAUGGAGGCUCAGGAGAAAAGUCACAAGGAAAACCUAGAGCAACUGAGAAAGAAGCUGGUGCAGGAGAGAGAGCAGCUCAUCAAAGACCAAAAUAUGAUGCUGGAGAAGCAGCUGCAGGAUCAAAAGGCUUUCCUUGAGGAAGGGUUUAAGAAGAAAGCUGAUGAAAUGAAUGGAGAGAUAAAACGACUGAGACAUAACAUCGAGGAUAUGAAACAAAACACUGGUUCAGUUGUGGACCAUAUCGUAAGAGGAUUUGCUACAGUUUUAUCUGCUCCCGUUUUACUGGUUGCAGGGGCUAUACAAGGUAUUGCUUCACUUUUCAGGAAGUGAUAAAAUGUGAUAUGCACUUUGUUUUAUUUUAAAGCUGUCUCUUUUCCUUUUUACUCAGUGAAGUUUAAACAUAAAAGUGAUUAGAGGUCAUCUGUGCCCUGCCCACAUCAGAUAGAACAUCCUCAUAUAUGUCUGCACAGACAGUGUUUGUCUUUAGAGAAAACAUUUUUGAAACCAUUCCAAUGGAAGCUAUGUAAUUAGUAAUUACAUGUGAUUACUGUUGGCCAAUUUGACUGGAUAUAGAAUCAGCUAGGAGACAGGGUUUUCUGCACUACUAUGAGGACCAUGUAGCCCAGGUUAGCUUGUAGGGGAUUAUCUCAGGUUAAUAUGGUAGGUAACCCAUCCUAUGUGUGGGCAACACCAUUCCUGUGGACUGAAGUCACAGUAGAAAGAUGAAAGGAAACCGGCCCUACCACUUGUGUCUUCCUGGCUGUGGAUGCCAUGCAACAAGCCAGGCUCGACUUCUCCCAGAAUGGAUUCUCCAUCCUUGACAGAAUGGAUCAUCAUGAUACAUGGACUGCAACAAACCCUUUAUUAAGUGCUUUUGUGAGGGUAUUUUAUCACAACAAGAGGAAAAGUCAUUGAUAUCAUAAUGGUGAGAAGCCUAGAAACUAUUUAAAGGUCACUGAGUUAGAUUGGCAAUAAAUUUUAAUAUGGCUUGAUCUUGUAGUACUAUAUAGUCAAGAAACAAAUGUCAGUUAAGCUAUCUGUAUAUUGAUCUAAACUGAGCUAAACUAUAUUUUAAAAAUAAAAUCAAAACACCAUACAACUGUG
Molecule: messenger RNA, 2928 nt
Organism: Apodemus sylvaticus (European woodmouse)
Lineage: Eukaryota; Metazoa; Chordata; Mammalia; Rodentia; Muridae
Product: guanylate-binding protein 6-like
Exons: 12
Coding region: 292-2154 (620 amino acids)
Biological process (GO): defense response to Gram-positive bacterium; defense response to protozoan
Molecular function (GO): GTP binding; GTPase activity
Source: RefSeq, a predicted model, not a curated record